AUUUUGGUCAGCAAACACAGCUGCAGUCCUUCGUCGAGUCCCGAUGCGGUAUUUCUGAGAUCAGAAAUCCCGAAGUAUAUGAAUGUAAACGGAGUAUCGAAUAACAAGCAUCAAAAAUGUUUCCUUUACGGGCAUUUGCCCGUCGGAUGUCACACCUUGCGGCUAGAUACACUGGUCGAGGAGAUGUGCAUGUAGUUGAUCCGAGCGUUGAUCUUAGGUACUUAUUUGAGAACGCAGGAAGACUCAAGAGAAGUCUCGAGGAACGUCGUCGUGAUAUUAAUAUUGCUGAGUUGAAAGAAAAGUAUGAAAAAUGGUGGGCACAAUAUGAGAAGUUCACUGCUGCCACGAAGGGCCAAUCAAAAGAGGAGUUGUCUGCUGCAAAGAAGGCAUUGCGAGAGGAACAGGCUGGGCUUCUUGAAGCAUUGGCUCUUCCAAAUUUUGUAGAUGAAGUUGGGAAGCAAGAGAGACCGAUGUUGAAAUCAUCGAAACAUCGCGACUAUCUUGUGCAAAAAGGACAUAUGCGAGUCGACAAAGAAAUUGGAGUUGUCCAUCUUGUGGGUUACCCAGUAUUAAUUCGAAAUAACCUGAAGACCCAGUUUCUCGAAAUGUUCGAAGAUGCUAUUUUGGUUUCACCAUCGUACUUCGCGCGCGCGGCAAUUCUGGAAGGUGUCAAUGUGCCGGAACAAGACUUUGUAAGAUUCACAGACGGGUCUGAAACUUUUCCUCCGACUUAUUUAGUUGGGAAUUCGCUUUGCUCGCUUGUUUCCUUGUUUAUUCGCUCUCAAUUUGUCGCGCAGAAGAAUACUUGGCCAAUUAAGCUCCAGAGCUCAGGUGUAUCCUAUCAUGCAAAGAAUGACACAAUUGAUCUCGCAUAUGGUCGCCAGCGUCUCAAACAUUGUAUUCUUGCCUUGGCUAUCAGUGACGAGCAGAUGGAUGAAUUUGCGAAUGACAGUAUGACCAGAAUUGGAGCAUUGUUGGAUGAGGGCCUUAAGCUGGACAUAAAAGCUCGGAAGGUGACAGGAAAAGAAUUACGAAAUUUCGAAACUCAAGCAAUCGUGUUUGAGGACAAAGGCUUAGAAGUAGCGAGGAUUUCGUGGAUCGGUGACUACAUCUCUCGUCGACUAAACGUCACCGCCGACAACGGCGACUUUCUGAGGAUGGUCUACGUAGAAACAAAUGUGGAUCGAGUUCUUGCAAGGAUCUUUGAUAACUUAGUAGACGGGAAUGAUAUACCUAAGAGCUUGCGACAAGCCGUGGGAAGCUCGGACGCCGUAUAAUAUAUAGCGAGAGUAAAUUGACAGGUUUAUAUGACAGCACCUCUUCUGCCUUUGUUUGUAUAAAAGGUGAC
This is a messenger RNA of Cylicocyclus nassatus, 1348 nucleotides long. Lineage: Eukaryota; Metazoa; Nematoda; Chromadorea; Rhabditida; Strongylidae. The record is from the annotation of a GenBank genome assembly.